This is a messenger RNA of Naegleria gruberi, 1470 nucleotides long. RefSeq lists its product as uncharacterized. Lineage: Eukaryota; Heterolobosea; Eutetramitea; Acrasida; Naegleriidae. The transcript is spliced from 2 exons. Bases 1 to 1470 code for a protein of 489 amino acids. The record is from RefSeq and is a predicted model, not a curated record. Gene Ontology annotation, molecular function: protein binding; RNA binding.
AUGAGUAAAAAGUUCGAAGAGGAAUGGGUCGAUGUUAAAGACGAUGAUGGUGAUUGGGAUGAUGAUGGAGUCAUUGAUGAUGAUUAUGAUGAAGAUAAAUUUCAAAGGGAGUAUGAACAAUACAUGAAAUCCCUGUCUAAACCAUCAUCAUCGGCUCAAAGUAGUACUACCACUGCCACAAAAACAACAACACCAUCAACAAGUAAUACAACACCAACACAAUCGGCAACAACAACUACUGCUGUAUCAGCAACAGAUGCAUCAUCGGAAAAGAGCCAUCCAAGCAACAAGCAUCACCACAAGAGAAAUGUUGCUCACCUUAAGGAUCAUCAUCAAUCACCACCAUCUACAACUUCACCAAUUAAGCCUAGUGCAACAUCUUCAAAACCUGCCACAACAACCAUUACUGAAAACACUCCAACAACAGGAUCUUCAACAACAAGUGUCACUAAUGCUCCUCCUGUACAACAUGUUACUACCACAACAACUACAGCAACUCCAACAAACAGUACUGCUAACACUAAUCAACGACCAGUAUCAGGAAAGAGUGAAACCAAACCAGUAUCUCAACCAGCACAACAAGGUCAAUCGGAAACAUUUCAAAAUGAUAGAAAGUACGAAAGAAGAAAUAUCAAGCAACAUAAGCCACAAAACGAGAGAAAGAAACACAGAACAGAACAGGAAACUAUUGAAUUUAUCAAAAUCUUGUUGUCCAAACUCUUAUCCAGUUAUGACAAGGUUUAUGCUUCCACCAGACUCACUCCAGAAAUUUAUGAAAAUACUAGACACAAGUUGUUAAAGAACUUUUCAUUCUUUAAGAAUUCUGAAAAUAUGCAAAGUUUGUGGGUUGACAUCUUGAUAGAGAAGGUUUUGUAUCGAGGCAUUGCUGGAACUAUUGCAAGUUUAUUCUAUGAGCAACUCGAAGAGAAUGUAUCUAGACUUCCCCAAGAUGUGAUCGUCUCAAUCAAGAAGAAGAUUGCUACCAAGUGUCAGCAAUUAUUUAAGGAAGAAUUCAUUGUUCAAAAUAAGGAAAAGGAAUUAGAAGAAGAGUUUAAAUCUUUCCAGAAGAAAUCCAACACAUUGAAACUUGUUGCCAAGUUGAUUUCUUAUCAUGUUUUAGAUAGAAAGAUUGCAUUUUUAAUUAUUUCUUCUUUAUUACAAAAUCCUACAGAGCUGAAUCUCAAACUUGUCUGUGAAUUCCUUUUAGAAGUUGGCUGCAGUAUUGACUCACCAAAUACUAAAACACUCAUGGAUGGAAUUAUGACUCAGAUUCAAAACCUCUCUAAGAGUGACAGUACACCAAAGCUCAUCAAAUUGGAUUUACUCAAAGUUUUGGAUAGCAGAGAAAGAAACAAAUUUGCUAACAUUGAUGAACAAUUCAUGUUUAUCCAACACGAACUCAAGGUUAUUCAACUUGAAAACGAAUUGGCAGAAUUGACUGAAAACCCAACCCAACAAACUCAACAUUAA